AUGCUUAAAUCUGAGCCAAAGAAUCUUGUUCGAGAUUUUGGUAAUUUGAUAGACACAGUAUUUGGACAUUCAAAAGAUAAUUUCGAAAAAGAGAGUAAAAACUUUGUGAGAGAAUUCGAGACUCUACGAAAUAAUCGAGAACGCGAAAACUUGGAACGGUGUAUUAUCUUGACGCAGGAUGCGCCUGAUAAGUUUGCUAGUGGUGUUUCUUCGUUGAGUAGGAAUGUUGACGGGGUAUUGGAUAAAUUAAAAAAUUCAAACCCUAAAUUCGAACUACUCAAACAAGAGCUGGACGAACUGAAAAAGCGAAAAAGUUCUAUAAUCGAUCCAUUCGCCACCGAAAGACACGAUUAUGCGAAAGAAAUCGAACAAUCCAAAAUUGAUUAUGAUAAAGUGAUCGAACAUAAAGAACAGGAAUUAAUUAAAGAGUACCGUGUGUUGAUGGAGGCUGCUGUGAAAGAUGCUGCGAGGAAAGUUGGUAAUAGUGCUGGUAUCAGUAGUAGUAGCAGCAGCAGCGCUUCUCUUGGUGUUAUUUGA
Ambispora leptoticha is the source of this 537-nucleotide messenger RNA. Lineage: Eukaryota; Fungi; Glomeromycota; Glomeromycetes; Archaeosporales; Ambisporaceae. The record is from the annotation of a GenBank genome assembly.